Aspergillus luchuensis is the source of this 561-nucleotide messenger RNA. RefSeq lists its product as uncharacterized. Lineage: Eukaryota; Fungi; Ascomycota; Eurotiomycetes; Eurotiales; Aspergillaceae. The record is from RefSeq and is a predicted model, not a curated record. The coding region runs from base 1 to 561 and encodes 186 amino acids. The transcript has 2 exons.
AUGGUUGGACUCAAGUCGAUUAAAGCAUCAACUAAUACUGAAGAAUUAUGUCACACCUGGCAAAACCCAUCCAAGAGCCAGGACAAUCCCGAAGAUAUGCUGGAAAGAUGGCUGAACUACUGGUUGAAUGACUGUGCAGAAACAGACAAAAGCUGGACACUGCAGAAGUCAGUAUCUUUCGCGCAGGAGGAGCUCGGCGCGAUGAAAUUCCGCAUACUACUCCUGGCACGGGAAGCCUAUUAUCGGGGCUCACUUGAAGUGAUUUUACAUGCGCCCUCUUCUGAGCCCGAUUAUAAUCCUCUGGGUUACGACAGCGCAGACAAUGCACGGCUUCAGGUUGAAUGGAGUUUUGAGUGCCCUUUCAUGCCCACAGACCACAACUCGAAUUCCAUACUUCAGUAUGCAAUGCAACAGCGGAAGGAGGGCUGGGUGGAUCUGAACGGACCAAAGCCCCUUUAUGGGCAGUUCAUGCGUCGAAGACCGCCCGCUUAUGAUAGUGCGGAUGACAGCACAGUCAGAGAUAGACUAUUCUGGCUGUGGGGCUGUGAUGGUCCGCCAUAA